AUGUUUUCUUCACCGGCAGCUGGAAAGUCGGUCGACAGCCUGACCCCCCUCUCUCCCGCCACCCGACAUGAAUUCCCAAUGCACAGCCGGCGAUCCAGCCAUCUCCAUCCUGGGACAAGCUCCAGACGAAGCUCUAUAGCAAAUUCAAUGCACUCUGUCGGAGGCGUUCUGGAUAGUUCUACUAGUACUUGGGGAGCUUCGGUGUUCGAGUCUGGUCAAAACGCCAUUUCGACUCUAUUGCAACCUCCGAUCGUACGAACAGGGUUCCAGCCUCAUUCCUCGCUCCCUGUCCCCAGCUCGCACAAGCCUCCUACGGCGAAAGACAUUCCUCCGGUCACGCUGACAAACAUACCGGUCGUCGAUGUCGAAGAGUUCGCACCGUAUCUCACGCACGUAGGGCCGGUAUACGAACAGCUGAGACGACUUCAAGAGGAUGACGAUGAAAUACCCAGCACACGGCGAGGUUCGCGGGUGGACAGGCACGCCGAAGCAGUAGCAGAUGGCCUUUUGCGACCGUCAUCAAAUCUUCAGGGUGACCGAAGGGGCUCAGUAGCAUCAUUGGCUUCCCUUGAUUCUGUCGAGAUGCCCAACCCCUUGCGAAGGUCAAGCACCGGCUUCCUUCGAAAAGGAUCCUUAGGUCCGCCUCCUUUAUCAACCAUACCGACUGUGUACUUUGACGAGGGCUUUCAUCUCGAAAACCCUCGAACCUUUGACGUCGUUAGUGAAUGGUCAGAGGUCGUUCGACCGCCAAAUGCUGGACAACCCAAGAAUGGAGACGCAAGUGGAACCGACUUGGUACCUAGGAAAGCGCUGGCGACAAACGCUAUUCUUCAAGAAAAGCUAUCAUGGUACAUGGACACCAUCGAGGUCCACCUGAUCAACUCCAUAUCAACCGCCUCGACCACUUUCUUUUCCGCUCUUGGGUCUCUGAAAGAACUGCAUUCGGAAACGUCCGAGUCAGUUCAACGGAUACAAGUGCUACGGAAAGAACUCGAGGCACUAGAUGAGGAGAUUGUCUCAAGUGGUCUUCAGAUUGUGCAGAAACGUCGGCGACGAGAGAACCUGAGGCAACUCAAUGAUGCCGUCCUACAAUUACGUCAAAUUGUCGAUGGAUUUGCGACCUGCGAGUCGCUCGUCGAUGCCGGCGAGGUGGAUGAAGCUCUCGUGAAGAUCGACUCUCUGGAAAAGCUGAUUGCUGGUGAGAGAGACCAAAGCGAAGAAGACUCUGGGCGACAACUGCGUGAUAUGAGGUCAGCAUCGGCGCUACAAGGAGUCAACAACGACCUCAGCACCCUACGAUUCCGGAUUGGCAAGGCGUACGAGUCCCAAUUUGCGAAUUUCCUGAUGGCUGAUCUGCGGCGUCAUGUCGAGUCCGUCACUCCCGCUGACGUCCUUCUUCGCUGGAGCAAUGCCACAUCUCGCUCCAGGGGUUCGCACACGCGGUCAUCGUCGGUGUUUCCAACUUAUCUUAACGGCACUCAAGAGCUCAAAACGCAGCUCCUACAGAGCAUGAUUGGGCUGCAUCGAGCAAAGCAUGUUGCCACAGCGGCGAUGACCUAUCGAGAGAUUGUAUUGCGUGAGGUAAAAAAUCUGAUCCGACGACCACUUCCAAGCUCUAACGAUGAUGACAACGAAUCCAUGAUGUCUGUCUCCACGGCUGGUGGGGGACGGCAGAGGUCAAACCAAGAAAAAUCAGCAAAUCUAGCGAGAAAUUUGCGUGCCCUGGACCCCGAGGACGCAGAGGAGCUCUUGAUCAAAAUUUAUAUUGGCGUAACGGAAACUCUUCGACGGCUGACCACGCAGGUCAAGGUGCUGUUAGAUAUCGCAAGUUCGCUCACGGAUUCUCCGCUAGGAGAUGGGAUCAAGUCACCACAGUUCAGGUCUCCGAUCACCAGCCCCCAACCAGAUCGGCACGGUGGCAUUUCGGUUAAUGACGUCUUUGGGUUUCAAGAAGAGCUGCAUAAAACGCUUGACGAAGCAACGCUGCUAACUCAAGCAGUCGAUGUUGCGAACGACAAAAUCGUCAAGGUCCUUAGGGUCCGCGGAGAGCAAGCCACCCACUUGCCGCUUGACUUCUUCCUCCGCUAUUUCACUCUUAACCUCUACUUCGCAAACGAAUGCGAGGCAAUUUCCGGAAGAAGUGGAACUUCGUUAAAGACAGUGGUUAACGGCCACAUCAAGGAUUUUGUCCAGCGAAAUAGAGACAUGGAGAUGCAGAAGCUUGCCGUGGGCAUGGAGUCUGAUCAAUGGGUUGCCAAAGACUUUACGGAGAAGAAUGGCAAACUACUAGAUCUUGUACUGAAGUCCAGCACAGAGGAUGGCUCCGAUUGGAUGGACAGCAGCAAGAUAUGGGUGCCGUACCGGGAGUUUGAGAGGGACCUAGCGGAACCAACGAUGGAUGACACUAAUGGUGCAAGCAAGGACAAAGUUCGUUCUGCCGUUAUCGAGUUCGAAAGCUUUAUGCUCCCUAACUCAGCCAUUCUCUGUCUCGAAGGCAUGAACAACUUCAUGCAUCUUAUUGCUGGGAUUCCAUCGAUGACCACAGAUGUGGCAGCAUCUUUGAUUGCGUAUUUGCAGCUUUUCAACUCGCGUUGCACGCAGUUGAUCCUUGGAGCCGGUGCAACCCGAUCGGCGGGCCUGAAAAACAUCAACGCAAAACAUUUGGCAUUGGCUUCUCAGGCCUUGGCCUUCAUCGCCGCCAUCAUACCUCAUACACGGGAGUUUGUUCGUCGUCACGCACCCACAGGCGCGGCCGCGUCAAGUCUCAUGGGCGAGUUUGACAAAGUUAGGCGGUUGCUCCAGGAGCACCAGGACAGUAUUCAUCAGAAGCUCGUCGAUAUAAUGGGAGGGCGAGCCGCGAUACACGCUAAGAGCAUCAAGGCGACCGACUGGGAUGCCAAAGAGGUCAACGGCCCGCUCAAAUUCAUGGAAGUUCUUGCAAAGGAGACGACGACACUCCACAGGGCACUAACAAAGCAUCUUCCGGAGGCGUUGAUUCCAAUGAUAAUGGAGCCUGUGUUUUCCAGCUACAAGGAGCAAAUCGGGGCCGCCUUCAGCGAGGGCAACCCUAGGACCGAGGCUGGUCAUAAGAGUAUGCUCCGCAACGUGGAAUUCUUUUCCUCGAAGCUUGGAAAUCUCCACGGGUUUGGUGAUGCAGGCGAAUACCUCAUGAGCAUUGUAAAGGCAAAAGAAAUCAAGUUGGAGGCUCCCGCCGAGGCUGUCGAGGAAUCUAGCCAGGUGAGCGCGGAGGUGAAGCAGGUGCCAACGGAGGAUGCGAAAGAAGUUGCAGAGGAGAAGGCGCAAGACUCGCAAGACUCCACUGCAGCCGUUGAGGUGGCUCCUGACGCAAAGGUCGAGCCAUCUGAUUCAUGA
This is a messenger RNA of Drechmeria coniospora, 3372 nucleotides long. Its product is annotated as Vacuolar protein sorting-associated protein 54. The transcript has 4 exons. The record is from RefSeq and is a predicted model, not a curated record. Gene Ontology annotation, biological process: Golgi to vacuole transport; retrograde transport, endosome to Golgi. NCBI's taxonomy places the organism in Eukaryota, Fungi, Ascomycota, Sordariomycetes, Hypocreales, Ophiocordycipitaceae. Bases 1 to 3372 code for a protein of 1123 amino acids. Gene Ontology annotation, cellular component: GARP complex. Gene Ontology annotation, molecular function: syntaxin binding.